This is a messenger RNA of Cetraspora pellucida, 747 nucleotides long. NCBI's taxonomy places the organism in Eukaryota, Fungi, Glomeromycota, Glomeromycetes, Diversisporales, Gigasporaceae. The record is from the annotation of a GenBank genome assembly.
AUGGUUUCACUCAAAUUUCUAAAUGUUAUAAGUGUUAUUCCUCGUAUUCCUCAUAAACAAUCAUCUACAUUUUUUACUUCUUCUCAACAACAAAUAUCAAGUCGUUACACUUCUUCCGUUUCUCCUUUUGAAAAAAGUGGUAGAAAUCGCAUUAGUCCCAAACCUACUACAAAUGAUACUGAAGGAAUUGAUUCCUUUCUUUUAAAUUUUGCAAAUAAACAAAAACAUAAUGGAUUAGAGAGCGCUGAAGAUUUUAAUGAUUCUGAUUUAAGUUCUUCAUCUCCUAAUCCUUUACUAUCAAAAUUUGCAACUUCUACGAAAUCUGAUACUACUCAAAAAACUUCUGGUUCUGACGUAGCAAAACUCUUAUCCGAUUUUUUAGUACCAUCCGAAGAACUUUAUCGCAUUCAUAUUCACGCCUCUUACAAUAAUACUAUAGUCUCAUUAACAAAUUCUCGUAAAGAUGUAUUAAUUAAUUCUUCUGGUGGACUUGUAGGUUUUAAAAAAGCUCAGCGAGGUGGUUAUGAGGCUGCUCAUCAAGCUGCCGCCGCCUUAGUCGAAAAAGUCAAAGAAAAAGGAAUUAAAAUUAAAAAUGUGGAGGUUUUGAUAAAGGGUUUCGGUCCUGGAAGGGAUGCUGCCUUUAAAGCUAUCGCUUCACCUGAAAAUCCUUGGACCGUAAAGAGAAUUACCGAUUCUACACCAUUGCCAUUUGGUGGAUGUAGGCCAAGGAAAGCUAGAAGAUUAUAA